AUGGCAAAGAAUCAAACACUCGUCAUGGAGCUAGAAAAUCUUUUGCCAUCUACGGAAACAACAUUGUUAUUUCAAAACAUCUCUAUAGAUGACAUGGACACAUUGAUCUGUGAUAUCUCAACAGGUAAAACUCGCCUCCUGAUACCUUAUGAUAGGAAACAAGACAUUUUUGAAAAAUUACAUAACAUAUCUCAUCUAGCAAAUAAAAGAGCUUGUGAAAAAUAUGAAGCUGCUUUAAGAGCUCUUAAUGAAGAACAACAACAAAAAUCUGCUCGGUACCUAGAAGCUGCACAGAAUGCCAAAGAAAGCGCUCAUGCUGCGACUCAACGAGCAGCAUGCGCUAGCAGUGAAGUAGCUCAAUUACGCAUUGAACUUGAACGAAUGACUCAAGCUUAUAAAAAAGAACAAACAAAAUGUGCUGCCACUGUAAAUAAAUUAACUGAGGUUAUGUCUGGCAAAAAUCCAGAUACAUUAGAACUAAUGUGGCUUGCUAGCUUUCAACAACAGGAACAAGAAGCUGGUGGACGAACUGUCAGUCCAUUUUCUCUUGGCUCUAAUUCAGCUCGUAAUAAAGUAGCCAAUUUGAAAGGACUAGGUCAAGUGAUGACACAUACUAUGCAUAUUGCCUCGAUAUAG
Schistosoma rodhaini is the source of this 636-nucleotide messenger RNA. NCBI's taxonomy places the organism in Eukaryota, Metazoa, Platyhelminthes, Trematoda, Strigeidida, Schistosomatidae. The record is from the annotation of a GenBank genome assembly.